CUUGGAGUCUUGAGAUAGAAGUCCUAGGAAAAGGUAUAAAUACAGCGUCCUGGCAUGGAGUAUCCUGCUCAUCAUCAGCAACAACAAACAGCUUCUCUAACAACAAUCUUCUCUAUCUAUUCAAAUCUAUCAAGACUAUCUCGUCUAUCCCAAUCAUUCAAAAUGCAAUUCACUGCUACCAUCCUGAUGCUCGCCACCGCCAUCACCGGCGCCAUUGCCGCUCCCGGCGCUCUCGAGCAGAGACAAGACACCAUCGAGAUCAAGGCCUGCGACGGACAGAACUUGGGAGGAACCUGCACCAAGAUUUCCAUCAAGACCCAGCAUGACUGCUUCAAUCUGGAAGACAAGCCAGUCAACGACAAUGUCCACUCGGUCUCCAUCCCCCGGGGAUACCGUUGCCGCUUCUGGGAGUCCGACCGCUGCAACGGCGGUGGCACUGGCGACAUCCAGUCCCCUGGAAGCGACAGCAUCUCCUCCAACCGUGUCCAGUCUGUCAAGUGCUACAUUAACUGA
This is a messenger RNA of Aspergillus vadensis CBS 113365, 513 nucleotides long. RefSeq lists its product as uncharacterized. Bases 55 to 513 code for a protein of 152 amino acids. The transcript has 3 exons. The record is from RefSeq and is a predicted model, not a curated record. NCBI's taxonomy places the organism in Eukaryota, Fungi, Ascomycota, Eurotiomycetes, Eurotiales, Aspergillaceae.